Lineus longissimus is the source of this 1860-nucleotide messenger RNA. RefSeq names its product persulfide dioxygenase ETHE1, mitochondrial-like. NCBI's taxonomy places the organism in Eukaryota, Metazoa, Nemertea, Pilidiophora, Heteronemertea, Lineidae. Gene Ontology annotation, molecular function: sulfur dioxygenase activity. The transcript is spliced from 6 exons. Bases 739 to 1668 code for a protein of 309 amino acids. Gene Ontology annotation, biological process: glutathione metabolic process; hydrogen sulfide metabolic process. Gene Ontology annotation, cellular component: mitochondrion. The record is from RefSeq and is a predicted model, not a curated record.
AACUGUUACACAAUAUUGUCACCCCACAUUCAUUUUAUACGCCCGAUUACGGCUUAUCGACUAAAUGACAUUCAAUAUUUCUAAUACAUACUUUAAGAACAAUAACUAAUCUUCCGUUUCACAGCGUGGUCGCUUUCAACAUUCAUUUGUUUCUGGUGAAAAGCAUCGUAAAGUUCAGGGACGUUGGAAAAUCUAUCUUUGAUUAAAUACAGGGUGAAUCAAAAAUUUGUCCACUUGCAUUUCCAUAGGGGGCCUGAUCUUAGCUCAGUCUUUCCACCUUGGCAAGCAGGAGAUGAUAACCCUUUUCUAUGAUUAAUACUGAAGAAUAAAUAGAGAUUUGGUUGAAUUCAAAAUCAGAUGGACACUACCGAUAGUCUACAGAUUUUAGAUUUUAAUAUUUACUGAACUGAAGACGAAACAGGAAGGUCAGCAGAUCAACUCCAGGAUUAGGGAUUGAUAACUCAGUGGUUUCUUUCUUUCAGUCACUGUUAAGACGUCAAAGAGAAUCUGUGAUUUCUUGUUCUAAUGGAUAUAUUUUCAUUCUGAUUGGAAUACCCGAAUAGAUACUGACAAGUGACAUAUUCAAUCAUUGAUUUUCGUGGCAGUAGUGGUAUAGGCUACCGUAACCUCGCAUUAUUGCAUAUAAAAACUAACAAACUCAUUUGAACACAUGUGAAAUAGAAUCUUGUUCAACAUCAUAAUCUUCUUGUUGUGCCAACAUACCGGUAGGUUUCCACCAUGGCAGUACUAAUCUGUUCAAUCCUAAAACCAUGCAACUUCCUCCAGGUUGCUCGUCAUCUCAAGAGCUAUUCUACUAGAACUAUGCGGUUAUUGCCCACAAGUUUCUAUUCGCUUCGACCGAGUUUAUACAACAAAAAGACAAUUUCAAGGAGAAACGUCUCAAGUUCACUGAUGUAUAAAAGCUACAAGCGCGAUAUGUCUCAACAAACCUGUGAGAGUGAUUUUGUUUUUAGGCAGCUUGUUGAGCACAAAUCGUUUACGCUGACGUACCUCUUGGCCGACAGGGCGACGAAGGAUGCCAUCUUGAUUGACCCUGUGAUUGAUACAGUUGACAGAGAUGUCCGAAUCAUCAGCGAGUUGGGACUGAACUUGAAAUUUGCCGUAAACACCCAUGUCCAUGCUGAUCAUAUAACUGGCACAGGAAAGUUGAAGGAAAAGAUUCAAGGUUGUAAGAGUGUGAUAUCGGCUGUCAGUGGUGCAAAGGCAGACAUAUUCCUGGAGGAGGGAGAUUUUGUCAACUUUGGGAAAUUUAAAAUGGAGGCCAGAAGUACUCCUGGACACACAAAUGGUUGUAUGACAUUUGUCUGGCAUGAGAAGGGCAUGGUUUUCACGGGAGAUGCCGUCCUGAUCAGAGGCUGUGGACGUACAGACUUCCAAGAAGGCAAUCCAGGCGUGCUCUAUGAAUCCGUCUCCAGAAACAUAUUCUCGUUACCUGACAAAUUCCUCAUCUAUCCAGCGCACGACUAUACAGGUCAGACAGUUACCUCUGUUGGAGAGGAAAAGUCUUAUAAUCCACGAUUGACGCAGUCAAAGGAAAAGUUCAUUGAUAUCAUGAAUAAUUUGAAUCUGGCAUAUCCCAAGCAAAUUGAUAAGGCGCUCCCUGCAAAUCUUGUUUGCGGUAUCUAUGACAUUCCUAAGAUAUAUUGAGUUCUCUUGAUUCGUAACAAAGCUGUGGAUCCCCGCUCUGUCUUUAUUUAUGUUUCUGUAUUUAAAAUACAGUGUGUUUUAAAAAAAAGGACACCGAAAUUAAUUUGUUAAUUUCUUGGACAUGGCUAAAUAUUUUGGAAAUUGGCAACCACCAUUUAUUACCAAAUGGUGUCCUCUUUCUUGUGACACCAA